Messenger RNA from Salarias fasciatus (jewelled blenny), 3146 nucleotides. Its product is annotated as protein asteroid homolog 1-like. Gene Ontology annotation, molecular function: nuclease activity. The coding region runs from base 171 to 2426 and encodes 751 amino acids. The transcript is spliced from 7 exons. Lineage: Eukaryota; Metazoa; Chordata; Actinopteri; Blenniiformes; Blenniidae. The record is from RefSeq and is a predicted model, not a curated record.
UUCAGAGCUUUGUUUCAGAAUUACUGCCUUGAUUAUACGUUUGAAGAUGUUUCAGUUCAAUCACAUGUCAUCAUUGUUUCUUUGCAGUCAUUUGUUCAAUAAUUCCAGCUUUCAGCUCUUCGUUUCCAGCGUGGUUUAAAAUUUUUGUUUCAUAAUGUUCCUGCAGCCGGAUGUCUACACAAACCGCUGCACAUCUGCACAUUUCCUUGUGUGGCAUCAGUGCGUCGGCAGUAGUACAUCUGACUAUUCUCGCUUUAUUUCUUUCCAGCGCCCUGAGGUCCCCCAUGGGUGUCCACGGUCUGACCUCGUACGUGGAAGGCCAUAGACACCUUCUCAAAGAUGUCAAGCUCAGGGACAGCCGCCUCGUGAUCGACGGCUCCAGCCUCUACUAUCGCCUCUACUUUAACAGCGGGCUGGACCAGCAGCGUGGAGGAGACUACGACCAGUUCUCUCUCCGCCUGCAGCAGUUCUUCUCAGCGCUGAAAACCUGCAGCAUCCAGCCUUAUGUGGUUCUGGAUGGAGGGAUGGAUCCCAGCGACAAGAAGUUUGCCACUCUGCGGCAGCGUCUGCAGUCCAAGAUAAAGGAGGCGGACCAGCUCGCUCAUGGCCGCAGCGGAAGCGUUCUUCCCAUCCUCACACGACACGUCCUGAUCCAGGUCCUCACCCAGAUGGGAGUCCCCCUGGUGCAGUGUCCAGCCGAGGCGGACUGGGAGAUUGCCUGUUUGGCACGCCAGUGGAACUGCCCAGUGCUGACCAGCGACAGUGACUUUUAUAUAUUUGACCUUCCAGGGGGUUAUCUGCCAUUCCAGUUUUUCCGCUGGAAUCACCUCAGCGGCAACGCCAGUAACCGCUACAUCUCCGCUCGCUGCUACACCGUCUCUGGCCUCUGCCAGUGGUUUGGUAGCAUUCACCACGAGACGCUGGCCUUGGCCGCCGUCUUAAUUGGAAAUGAUUAUGGUGCUCCGAAAGAGGCGAAUAAAGUCUUUGCUAUGUUGAAUGAGAAUAGUUUCUCGGGUAGAGGCGGAGGAUCUGCUUCGCGUAUCGACGGCCUCCUCCUCUGGCUCUUCUCUUUUCGUAAUGUAGCAGAGGCCUUAGAGGAUGUGAGUGCGUUCAUGGCUGGAGGCAAUAAAGGACAAGUGGGUGUAAUCACUCACAAGCUGAGGGAAGCCAUGCAGGAAUACAGCAUCGACUCUCCGAGCUCCCUGGCUCGCUGGUUCUCUGGAGCUGGCAGUGCGGUUCUGGGGGGGCAGAUCUCACUGCUGCCACAGUGUUUGUCACUGGUUGCGGCACAAGGGCUUCUUCCUCAGUGGGUGAUAGAUGUUUUAGUGAAGCACAGAGCCAUGCUCAUCGCACAGGUGGAGAACAGUAAGUUAGCCAGCAGUCACUGUGUUUCUGAGACGAUACGCCAGGCCGUGUAUGCGAUCUUACUGCAGAAGCCCAGAGCAGGUGGAGGUCCUCAGCAGGCGGCUGGACCACAGGGAGGGAGAGGUGGGAGAGGACGUGGUGGAGGCAGGGGUCCGAGCCACGGGUUGCCUGCACAGCAUACAGGAGCGGCUCCACUUUUUGUGGAGGAGUAUGACCGUCUGGACCUCAACAUGAAGAUCAAAAGUGUGGCGGUACAGCCUCUCAGAAAUCAUUUACACCUGGAAGGGAUUGCUGAGGUAAACCUGAAAAGAAAACUGCCUGCGGCUGUGCGCCUCAGUGUUCUUCUGGAAACCCUGGGAUAUCAGAGUCCGCUCUGUCUCCUGUUCCCCCACAUGCAGCUGGCGGUUGCAGUGACGGCGUUCUGGAUGCAAAAUGCAACACCAAAACCUUCCCAACCCCAGCUGCAGGCUUUGCUGCUUUGCAUGGUUUACGGAGAACUGUCCCGGAUUUUCCAGCCCGAGGCUGCUGACCACCAACACUCCCUCAAUCACGUAAACUGGGCGACAGAGCGUGGAGUGCAGCCGGGGCUAGAUCGACAGCGUGUGAGAGCGGGGGAGAGGCGAGGCCUGGAUCUCGCCGUGGCUCACGGUUUCAGCCAGUGGCAGGCCUGCCUCUGGAGCUCACUGUGCCUGAAUCAGCUGCUGCUGCUGCCGCUGCCUGCACCCCAUCUGCCACGUUUGUUCAGCGGUACCUUGGCCCACGGCCUCGUCAGGUAUCUGAAGGGGGGCCGACCGGCAGAGAGCCUGCUACCUGUGGGAUCCUUCUCUGGGAAACUCUACGCAUCUCUGCUGAGUUCUGUGAAGAGCUGCGUCUCCGGCCGAUGGGUUCUCCUUGUCGACGGGCAGGAGAACAGAGGCAGAGGCCAGGGGAGGAGAGGAAGAGGGGGAGGCGGAAGAGGAAGAGGAAGAGGAAGAGGAGCUCAGGGACGCGGUGGAGGUGUCGAUGAGCUCGCUAACAGAUUUGCACUCCUCAUGUCCGAGGAAGAGUUUGAUGAUGACUAACAUGGAGAAGAAUAAAGAGGCUGAUUUAUUUUUUUUUUCCGAUGGGCCCAAAUGAAGAGGGACGAGUCAGUCGUUUGCAAAACGUACUCAGGGAUAUAAAUCUUUGUAACGCACCUUAAUGUCAACCUGUUUUAAGUGUCCCGCAGUGUUUUAACUCCCAUCUGACUGUUUUUAUAUUCAAAUCAUGUGUCGUCAAGACAAAUGUAUCAAAACAUCUGAUCGGUUUUCCUGUAGUAACUUCUUGACAUGUUUUAAUCUACUUUUACAUGCUGGCGUUUAUCACUGAAAUUUUAUUUAUCUAUGUGAAAACAUGCUUUUAACUGGAAUGUUGAGUAUGGACCAGAAAACUAUCUGGCUAUCAACACAGUGAUCAAUUUACGAUAUGCCACUUAUUUGCUGCUGCCUUAAUAUUUUCAAAUGAAGUGUUCUUAAUUUGUUUUGUUAUCAUGAGAAUCAAACUUGCUUUUUACAUGUCAGUAUUCACUGUAUUUUCUACUUGUCCUCAAGUAUUUUCUACGACUGGCAAUGGCAUCAUGAUUUAAAGACGUAACGCGAUGUAGCAGACGAAUUACUGAAACAGCUUUAUUGUUUACCUGUAAAAUAAAAUAUAUCCACACUCAUAACAGCAAGAGGUUUACCAGCCACAAAACUGAAAAGAAAAGAAAAGAAAUGUAAUAAAAAAUGUUUUAAAUCCUGUUUACAAUAAAAUUUCUUUACACA